GUCAGCUACACUUACUGACAUAUCCAUAAAGUUAUUUUAAGGGUGUGAUUCAGGGUUUGGUCACAUCAAAGACAUAGAGGGACACUGAUGGAGACCGUGGGCUAGAGGAACCAGUGGAGACGCCCUCUGCCGAACGCGCCCUUUCCUGAGAGGAGCAGCUUUAAACAGUUAAUGCUCAUCUGCUGAGAUUCCUGACCCUGGCACACGCCCGGGCGCCCCUAGCAACGCCCCCCUCCUUCCUAGAGGCCAGUUUCGAGGUUUACUCUAACUUCUCCGCAGCGUGGGAAACGGGCUUUCUGGUUCUUGGAGGCGAGAGAAAAAGGCGGGAAAUAAACGGAAGCGAGGCUCCUAGCGGACCAAGCCAGCGAGGCCGUCACGUGACUCGCGCCGCGCGCGCUGCCUGCCGGGAGCGGUGCACCGGGGCGCCUGCGCAGAGGAGCGCAAAGCCUUCGCUGUUCUGAGGCGGCGGGUCGUGGCCGAAUCUCCGCUCGCCAGUGGGACAAGAGGCUUGUGCCUGCAGAGUAUGAUGGCAAACCACCUUGUAAAACCUGAUUCUAGAAACUGCAAGAGAUCAAGAGAAUUGGAGCCCCAGAUGUCAGAUAGUCCACAGGUACCCUCUCUUGGAAAAUCGGAUUCUUCCUUCUCUGAAUGUUCUGGACUCCUUUAUAAAGAGGAUGCUCUGGAGAAGGAUUUGAGCGAUAUGAGCAAGGAAAUUAAUCUGAUGUUGUCUACAUAUGCAAAGAUUUUAAGUGAGAGAGCAGCAGUAGAUGCAUCUUACAUUGACGAGUUAGAUGGACUCUUCAAAGAAGCCAAUAUUAUUGAAAACUUUCUGGUACAAAAAAGAGAGUUCCUGAAGCAGAGGUUUACAGUAAUUACCAACACCCUACACAAGUAAAAUACCUUUACCAACUGAAAGUCAGUUCCUAUUAUUGCUGUAUUCUACUUGUUAAAGAAAAUAUAUGUAGUAAACUGUAACUUUUUCUAAACUUAAAAGGGGUUUUAAGAUGAACAGUAAUAUGAAGUUUGUAAUCUUUUUUUGAGGGUCAAAUAUUUGGCACAUUGUAUAAAAAUGUAAAUUAAAAAUUCUAUACGUGUUCUUUUCUUUCUCCUUUACUCCUAAAUUGCAUAACCGUUCUUACACUGUGAAAGAGGACUCUGUUAAUUUGAUUAUGCUUAACAAUAUUUGUUUAAAUAGCAGCUAAUUUGGGAGUAGUUUUAAAAUGUUUUUCCUGGUUAGUAUUAUAAAACAACAUUAAACAUUAAAGGAAAUUUGUCCAGUUUUUCAACAUAUAAUAAAAUAUAACUAUGUGCUGCUGCUAUUUAAUAUUGCCAUUAAAUUAUUUUUACUUAUAA
Messenger RNA from Mesocricetus auratus (golden hamster), 1353 nucleotides. It is a transcript of the gene Tex12, whose product is annotated as testis expressed 12. The transcript is spliced from 5 exons. Lineage: Eukaryota; Metazoa; Chordata; Mammalia; Rodentia; Cricetidae. Gene Ontology annotation, biological process: synaptonemal complex assembly. Gene Ontology annotation, cellular component: central element. Bases 524 to 895 code for a protein of 123 amino acids. The record is from RefSeq and is a predicted model, not a curated record.